This is a messenger RNA of Nilaparvata lugens (brown planthopper), 5243 nucleotides long. Its product is annotated as protein lingerer. Bases 377 to 4081 code for a protein of 1234 amino acids. The record is from RefSeq and is a predicted model, not a curated record. Gene Ontology annotation, cellular component: cytoplasm; nucleus. The transcript is spliced from 20 exons. Gene Ontology annotation, molecular function: protein binding. Lineage: Eukaryota; Metazoa; Arthropoda; Insecta; Hemiptera; Delphacidae.
AAAAUAUAAUAUCCAUGUUGAAGAGAGAUUUACCAGUCUUUCUAGUUUCUUUGAUAUUGUGAUUGUAGUCUAUGUAGGAGGUCGAGAACCAUUUGAACAUGAAUGUAUAUUUUAUUUGAUAUUCCCUUCAAUUCUUUAGUCAUUCUAAUAUGAAAGCAAAAGUUUAAAUAGAUUCUAAUCAAAGUUCUCAUUUUUUUGAGUUUCAACUCAUAUUAAAAUAUUUAAAAUUUUGUUGAACAAGAACGAGUCCUUGUUAUCCAUAAAGCAGUGGAACACAAGUUUUGAUCACGUGACCACACUAUUCAGAAUUUCAGAUCAGAAACUACAGUGAGUGCUUUUACAGUGUAAAUAGCAGUGUACAUAGAUUAUUAGGAAGAUGAGCACAACAGCACGUACCACUCGUACGAGUGGGAAAGCUACAAAAACAGAGAACAACAGUAUUCCGGUCAAGCCGCCAAAAUCGGAAGUUAAAACAGAACCUGUCAAAACAUUGCCAACACCCGAUCAACUUCGUUUUGCACAAAUUAUUGGUUCGAAAAGUGACGAUGCUACUCUAAAACAGAAAAUAAAACAGGCGAUGGAUGCCACCAGGAAAACAGAGGAUGAAGUCUCUACAGCUUUAUUUGACUGUGAUAAUGAUCUGAACCGUGCAAUUACAUAUUUGCUGGAAGACGGCGAUCAAAGGCAGAGCGAAUGGCUUACAAAGAGCAAAAAGAAGAAGAAUAGGACAGCGAGUGUGUCGAAGGCGGACGGUGUACUGAACAAUCACGUGAGCAGUGGAGAGGGCGACGAAGACUGGGACACUUGCACAGCGCCUCCGGAGGCGGUGAGUGGCGGAGGUGGUGGAGGCGGCGGCGGAGGCGGCAGCUCAAUGGGCGGUCGAGGACGCGGAGGCGGCGGUGGCCAGGACAGCAGGGAGCGACCGAGGCAGCGCGGCGGAGGCGGCGGUCCUCCACGCAUGCGCGGCCGCGGGUCUUCAGACAACAGAAGCUGGCGCGGUAGAGAGAACAAGGAGAACGAGCGGAACCUGGAAGACGGAUACAGUGGAGGUGGUGGCGGAGGCGGUGGUCAUAGACGGGAUCGCCCCGGACGUAUGUCGAACGGGGGCGGCGGAGGCGGAUCGUCCUCCAGAGGCGGCCGUGGCGACCGCGGCGGACCGCGCACAUUCCAGGGACGAGGUGCCUCAAAAAGUAAUCAAAACUUUUCUUGUCCUAUUGAAACAUGGAGUAAUCCAGGUGCAGAACAGGGUGCUGACAAAGUAGGUUUUCCAUCGCCCGAAGACUGGGACAAUGAAGAGUAUACGGGAUCACUGGCUGAUAGUAAGGUAUUUACUCCUUCAACUGGCCCAGAGCCGGCCAAGCCGGAAGAUGAUAGUUUGGAUGCCAAUUCUUCCGCAACACCGACGCCUGGGUUAGGAGAUUCACUCGCCCAGGAACAGUCGUCGACCCUAGAACAGCAACCAGUCACUCAACUUUCCUCAAGUCCAGUUGGAGUUGGAGUAAAUACUUUAACACCAGAACAAUCUCAAUACCUAAGUCAGUUGACUCAGUCCCUCAACUACAACAACGGGUUGAAUAGCACUUCGGUUGGAAGUGUGAAUUCGACCCAGUCUCAAUACCUGAAUGACAUAACGCAGCCUUCAGAAUACAAAAGUGCUAUGAUAAAUUCAAGCUCGUCGCAGUCAUAUUCAUCCAUUCCUCCAAAGCCCGCUGUUACACAAGCUUCUUACCCAACCACUUACCCAACCACUACCUCAGUUACUUCCACUUACGGCUCAAAAGUCAUGUACAACAGUAUUCCUUCACAAGAACUGAAUUCGGUGCCCUCUCAAACCAUUCCAGCAAAAAGUAAAUCACAGAGACCCAGGGUACCACCUCCAUCAAAGAUACCAUCAUCGGCAGUGGAAAUGCCUCCCGGAGAUUCGGUGAACAGCAACCUGGUAUUCAUGGAUGCGUUCGGGGCACUGGAGUUCGGCUCGGGCGAGACGACUCUGGACACCCUGAACGAGACCAGUGCGGCACCUGCCGCCCCUCCCGCCUCUGUGGUCCCCACCACUCCCACCCCCACCACCUCACCUAUGGACUCGUACACUGUAACAAGCACUAACUCUUCCCAGCAGCAGACUAGCAUAGCUAGCGCGCCCACUCAAUCGCAAAAGAGCUCGAGCGGAGGCGGCGAAUCGUUGAUGGCUGCGGCUGCGUCGGAAGCGGCUGCAGUGGUGUCGAGUGGCGGCGGUUCCUACUCUAGCGGCGGAGGCGGCGGAAGUACGGCAGUGCGAUCAGUUGCCGCCACCACGCCGAGCAUCGCCGAACUGAGCAGUGCGGCGAAACCGACCGACGUGUCAUCACUCACCUAUUCGGCCACCGCUUCAGAGUCGCCCAGCAUCUACCAGUCGACGGCCACCGUCUAUCAGAAAACGUCGGCGCCCGUCUACCAGACACCCGCCUCUACCUAUAACUCGGCUAGCUACUCCACGUCAUCGCAGGUGACGUCCAGCGGCGCAAGCGCUUACAACAACUCGGGAGGUUACGCAUCUGGGGGCAGCGGGGGCGGCUACACAGCCACCACCACACAGUCGGCCUAUCCGAGUUCGAGCAACUACAGCAGUUCGGUCACUCAGCAGACACCGGGCAGCGGCGCAGGCACCUCCUAUCCCUCCUUCACCAGCUACCCCUCCAACUAUCAGACCACCGCCUACGCCUCGCAUACGGUGCCCUACGGCGCGUCCUACCCCUUCCAGAACAGCUACUCGUCCAGCCAGCCGACGGCUUCCAAUCACAAAAUUGGCUCCAAUCUCAGCUCAAACGUUUCCAAAGACUCUCAGUACGACUCAGUGCCCGCGUCGAGUGCAAUGACAGCGCCGGCUUCCAUCACACCCGUGUCGAACACAAGCGUGACGCCGUCGCUCGGCCUGUCCGCCAACCAGCAGGCGGGCAGUGCUGCCAACAAGGUGGCCGCCUCCAUGAGCAAGGUGCAGAACAUGCCGCCUGGCGUCCAGCCCCUCGUCAGCACCCAGUACAUGAUUGGUCAGGCGGCCGGCACCCUGCCCUACUACCAGCAGCCGCCUGCCGCUGCCCUCUUCAGCUACGACGACUUGCAAAUGCUGCAGCAACGCAUUCCGCAACACGUGCCUGCAGGAUACUAUGACAUGGGAUACCAGCCUCAGACAACGCUAGCAACAGGCCGAGAGGGUCUAGGCAGUGUGGCCUACACAAUGCCAGAUGCCAGGUUCACAAGAGCUGAUAACAACACGUCUCCUGUUCCGUCUACCUUGUCCCAACAGAGUGGAGCGCAGGGCGGCGGUGCACCACACCAGCCGAUGAUGGGGCCCGGACCGUACUCGUCUGCGUUCUACCUGUACGGCACGGCCGCACAGCUGUUCCCGCCGGGCAACUACCAGUACGCGGCCGCACCGCCACCACCCCCGCAACUGUACACGCCCGUCGCAGCCGCCACACAGGCAGCACAGGCCAGUCAGGGCCAUGCCGGCCAAGCCAAUUCGGCCCAGUACGCUAACAAGGGUCCAGCAGGCACAUACAGCUCAGUGGGCUACGGCUCGGGCUACGAUACAAACAGUGGAGGCGGCGGUGGCGGUGGAGCGGGUGCAGACUACACGACGGUGAAAGUGGGUGGAGGCGGUGGGGGCUCAUACAGCGGCCAGUCCAGUCAGAGCAAGUCGGGCAGUGGCGUCGCUACGCCCGCCAACACUGCCAAUCAGGUUGUGCCCGCCGCUGACCUAUCCUCAAACAUCUACAACAAAUCGCACGCCACGCUCAGCAAAGUCAAUUCGUACGACAAGCAGGCUUUCCACAGUGGCACUCCCCCUCCCUUCAACCACUUGACGGCCAAUCAGAAUAGCGCUAUGCCACAUCUGUACAUCCCCUCUGUGAUGGGGGCCCCGCAUCAGCAGCAUCAUUCAGCUGUUCUGCAUCAGCCCAUGCAUCAGAUGGAUAUGCGAAGCCAAGGAAGGCGCAGUACGGAUGGAGGCGCCGGCUCGGGCCCAAGAUCACAGACCUCCUCUCAGCAGAACAAGUCAGGUGCCAAGCAGAGCUACAACCAGUCGGCCUGGUACCAAAACUAAUCAACUCUCUCCUCACAACGUCGUCUCUGCUCUGUCUACUCUGUCAACUCAACUGCUCCACUACUCCACUACUCUUGUGUGAAGAUGGAACAAGAUAUUUGUAUAAUAAUAUGUAUCGGCUCAAAGCUUUGUACAUUUGUUGAAACAAGAGCGAAACCAUUUCGAUGCCUAGGCCAUCUUGAUAUACACUUUGAAACUGCAAUGUACAGUUCCUUUCCCCACUAUCGACAUUUUCCUUUCAAUUAUUGUAGAGAAACUAUGCAAUUUUCAUGAAAUGUUGAGACCUUUGCACUAAUUAAAAGGUUGUUUGUUGUCCCCCUCUUUCAGUUUUCACACAUUGAAUGUCGUUUAUUUGAAUACUUGUUCUGUUUGUUUGGACUUUGCUCACUGCAACUGCAACUGGAUGUAGGAGUAUGGUCACUAUUAUAAAUAAGAAUACUGUAUUAUAUGUGUAGUCUAGUUUUAAUUGUUUCUCACUUGAAAUGUGUUGAAACUCGGUGGAUUCUCAGUAAACUUUGAAAGUUGUAUUAUUUUCUUGCUAUAUUUUUCGAAUUAUCAGUAGUUUGCUUGGAUAUUAAAAUUUUACGUUUUAUGAAUAUUGAUAAAUACUAUAUUAUUGAAUAUAUUCGUUGAGCUGUUUGUUAUUAUUGGUUGUUUGUAAAAAUGAUACUAGAAAAAACUAUUGUUAGUGGCACAGUGCUCGAUACUCUGAAUAUUGAUUCAUUCAUUUAUUGAUUUACUUACUUUUAAAACCUGUGUGAGUCUAGAUGGUAAGACUGAUUUUUGUAAAAAUUUUUACGAUGUUUGUAGUAUUAAAAUUCAUAACUGUGCCCUUUUAAUUUACGUUAAUAAUUCGAAAUUUUGGAGUUAUAUUCUUGCUGCCACUAAUGUAUAGUUUUUUCAUGUUUAAUCGUAGUAAGACAGCCCAAAGAGUGCUUUAUAUCAUUAAUGAUCAAAUCUCACUGGUCAGUCUGUAAAUGUGGAUUAAUUAGUCGGUAAUGAAAAGAAAAAAAAACAGAAAAAAAGACUUGUCAAUUUAGUGUAAUUGAUUUUUUUGUUUUGAAUUUAGGAUUUUCCAAUCAGUUAACAUUCAUAAUUUAUAUUUAUUCCUAUUUAAUUCACUAUCAAAAUAAUUUAAUACAAAGAAUAAUUUACUAAAGAA